Molecule: messenger RNA, 2173 nt
Organism: Chenopodium quinoa (quinoa)
Lineage: Eukaryota; Viridiplantae; Streptophyta; Magnoliopsida; Caryophyllales; Amaranthaceae
Product: histone deacetylase 19-like
Exons: 8
Coding region: 331-1836 (501 amino acids)
Molecular function (GO): histone deacetylase activity
Source: RefSeq, a predicted model, not a curated record
UUAAUUACGGUCAUAGUUAACUCUCAAGUUAGAAUUUCAAUUCAAUAAAAAAAAUUUCAAUUCUUAUUUCAAAAAAAAAAAAAAUUUCAAUUCAAUAAAAAUAAUUUAAGUUCAUAAAAAAUAAUAGGAUACCAUAAAUACAGGUCGAUUUUAUAAGGAAAAAUAAAAGAGCCGGAUGAACGUAGAGCCCUACCUCCUCUUCCUCUCUCUUUCAGUUGGUUCUCCAUUGAAGCGCACUUGACGAUCUCCAUUGAGGCGCCCUCUAAUAUCUGUAUCCUCCAUUGAAAUAGCUUCUGAGGACUCGUUACCCAUUUGUCCAUUUAUUAGGUGAUGGACUCAGGAGGUAAUUCGCUUCCGUCUGGACCAGACGGAGUGAAACGUAAAGUUUCGUAUUUCUAUGACCCGGAAGUUGGGAAUUAUUACUACGGGCAAGGUCACCCUAUGAAGCCGCAUAGAAUUCGUAUGACACAUGCUCUUUUAGCUCAUUAUGGUCUGCUUCAACAUAUGCAAGUGCUCAAGCCUGUACCUGCAAGAGAUAGAGAUCUUUGUAGAUUCCACGCCGAUGAUUAUGUGACCUUCCUUAGGUGCAUUACCCCUGAAACGCAACAGGAUCAAUUGAGGCAGUUGAAGAGAUUUAAUGUUGGUGAAGAUUGUCCUGUAUUUGAUGGUCUGUACUCGUUUUGUCAGACUUAUGCUGGCGGUUCAGUUGGUGGUGCGGUCAAAUUGAACCAUGGGCUUUGUGACAUUGCGAUUAAUUGGGCAGGUGGCUUGCACCAUGCGAAAAAGUGCGAGGCUUCUGGGUUCUGUUAUGUGAAUGAUAUUGUUUUGGCAAUUUUGGAACUUCUCAAAGUGCAUGAGCGUGUAUUGUAUGUGGACAUUGAUAUUCACCACGGAGAUGGUGUAGAAGAAGCUUUUUAUACUACAGAUAGGGUCAUGACAGUGUCUUUUCACAAAUUUGGAGAUUAUUUUCCUGGGACAGGAGAUAUUCGUGAUAUUGGAUAUGGAAAGGGGAAGUAUUAUUCUCUCAAUGUGCCCUUAGAUGAUGGUAUUGAUGAUGAGAGCUACCAAUCAUUGUUUAGGCCCAUUAUGGGAAAAGUAAUGGAGGUUUUUAAACCUGGGGCUGUUGUCCUGCAAUGUGGUGCUGAUUCUUUGUCCGGUGACAGAUUGGGCUGUUUUAACCUCUCCAUCAGAGGCCAUGCAGAGUGCGUCAAAUACAUGAGAUCCUUCAAUGUCCCGCUACUGCUGGUGGGUGGAGGUGGCUAUACUAUAAGAAAUGUAGCUCGUUGUUGGUGUUAUGAGACUGGUGUUGCCCUUGGGAUUGAACUUGAUGAUAAGAUGCCACAACACGAGUACUUUGAGUAUUUUGGUCCAGACUAUACUCUCCAUGUUGCUCCAAGUAAUAUGGAAAACAAGAACUCACGCCCUAUGUUGGAUGAAAUUAGAGCCAAGCUUCUUGAAUACCUCUCAACCCUACAGCAUGCACCAAGCGUUCCAUUCCAGGAGUGUCCUCCUGAUACUGAGCUCCAUGAGGAAGAUGAAGAUCAACAAGAUCCAGAUCGAAGAUGGGAUCCAGAUUCUGAUAUGGAGGUUGAUGAUGACCGCCCCUUAUCAAUACGAAGCAGAGUGAAAAGAGAGAUUAUGGAGCCUGAUCAUAAAGAUUCGGAGGAUGUCAAAGAGCCUGUGGAUCAUGCAAGAGACAUGGCCGUCUCUUAUAAUACAGGAAAUACAUCUUUGAAGGCUCCAAAUUUGGGCUCAGAUCAACCAGAAGCCUGUGUUAAAAUGGACCAGGACAGCUCAAAUAAGCCCUCUGAUCAGCCAACUGAUAUGAAUUUAUGAGGAAGUCUGACACAUUGUUACCAACUGCCACCGCGGUGUAGAUUAUUCAGAUUUGUUAUUUCUCUUUUAUUUAUUUUGUAAAUCGUUGGGGCAUUGAGCAUACUGCAAGUGUAGUAUAUUAGUGAGUGCAAAGAUUUUUGUAGUGAAUGAACAUGGUUGAGGAAAACCUCUUUUAGCAAAUGUAACUAGGUCUUUUGACACUUUGUGCCACACCUGUAGGCACAAAUUGUAUUAGAUGUCGAAAAUCUUAUGAAUGAUAGUUGCAUUGCUUUUGGGCAGUUUUUAGUUAUAAUUUAAGCUUAAUGCAAUUAUGCAACCAAGCUAAUUUCAACUUCAA